AUAUCAGACGUCACGCAARUUACUCUUUGCAAUAUUCUACUUCCCCCGUAUUUUCAUAAGAAAUAUUCGAAAUCAGGAGGGGCUGAUACAGAAAAUCAAUGAAUUGACUGAUCACGUGAUGUAUGCUACAGCUAUGGCCGGUCGACUUCAAGAACAGUAUGUCGCUCGUGAGUAAAAGUUGUAUAUCAAAAUGUCCCAGUAUUGGAAAGGCUCGUACGAUUUUACUAGUGCCUCGGACGAUAAUGAACUAGAUUCUUCAGAUGAYAGUGAUUCAGAUGGAGCCAUUGAAGCUCCGAAGCUUUAUCAUCGAAGAAAGUCAACCGCUGCUGCAGUCCGUGCGAGACAUUGUCUUAAAGAAGGACAUUUAUUAAAGCAGUCAGGCUCUUUUCAGCGAUGGAAGAAGCGAUAUUUCAAGCUGAGAGAGGGAAAGAAAUUAUUCUAUGCCAAAAAUAAUAACCAAAAUACUAUUUUUAAUGAAAUUGACCUUCAAGACUUCAGCAUUGCUGAGAGCAGCAUAAGAAAUGUCAAUAACAGUUUUACUUUAAUCACUCCRUAUCGAAGCUUAGUGCUGUCAGCGGAAACUAGAAGAGAAAUGGAGGAAUGGUUUGGUUGUCUUAGGGCACUUUGUUCWCAGAGAACAUCACAAUCAGAUAUACUAGAUCAACUAUCAGGAACGCAUAAUUGGUAUUCCUGUACKCAUACACGGCCAACAUUCUGCAAUGUAUGUAAAGAUAUCCUCUCUGGUGUCACAUCAAAAGGAUUAUCAUGUGAAGUUUGUAGAUUUAAAGUUCACAGAAGGUGUGCAGCUAAAGCUCCUAAUAAUUGCAAAUGGACAACAAUACAGUCACUUCGACGGGAAGCAUUAGAAUUUGAUGAAACUGACCCUUCAUCAAUGCCCCAUCAGUGGUUAGAAGGAAAUUUGGUCCCAGGAUCACGAUGUAAUGUUUGUGAGCGACAGUGUGGAAGCAAAAGACGUUUACAAGAUUUUAGAUGCUUGUGGUGUAACGCUACUGUUCAUACAACUUGCAAGCCGUCAUUAUCAAGAAAGUGUACUUUUGGUGAAAAUUGUCUAUCAAUUCUGUCUCCUCUUUGCCUGGAAGGACCAAUGGGACCUGGCAGACUGGAGAAAUUCAAACAUUCAGGCUUGAGUCCUUUACUGGUUUUUGUUAACUCCAAGAGCGGAGACAAUCAGGGAGUAAAGUUUAUUAGAAAGUUCAAACAGCUWUUAAAUCCAAUCCAAGUUUUUGAUCUUGGAGUUGGUGGACCKCARCAGGGGAUUCAAAUAUUUAAACAAUUCAACCGAUUUCGUAUUCUUGUUUGUGGUGGUGAUGGUUCAAUUGGCUGGGUGAUGAAAGAAGUUGACAAUACUAAUCUUACAAAUAAGGUUCAGAUAGGUGUUCUUCCUCUGGGGACAGGAAAUGAUUUAUCAAGAGUUCUUGGUUGGGGAACUUCGUUUGCUGAUGAUAAUUCCCUUCCACAGUUCUUACAACAUCUAGAAAGAGCCAAAGCUCUGAUGCUUGACAGGUGGAGUAUUAUGACACAGGAAUGUAACCCAACUCUACCACCAUCGAGAUCUUCCUCAACAGAAACCUUAGAUGCUCCUUUACCAUAUCAACCAGAGUUUGACAGAAUAGACAUCUUUCAAAACAAUGUUGCCACCCACCUGACACGUAUCCUAUACUCUAGCCAGCACCAAACAGUGAUCUCCUCAGCAAAAGUUUUGUGUGAAAUCGUGAGAGACUUUGUGUCCAAUGUUGGUGCUGUCUCAGCUACUUCUGAUCCAGAGGAGGCUAACGACCCAGGCUCACUUUCACAAAAGUGUGAAGUGUUAAACGACAAGCUGAACCUUCUCUUAAAGACUCUAAGUAUUGAAUCAGAAGCCGCRUCGACGCCGCCUAAAGAGUUGCUCCCCCCUGACUCACCGCCAGAGAAUAAUCAAAUGAAUAGYAAUGGAAAGAAUCAGAAAGUGUUUGUACCUAAAGAUGCCUUAAUGUCACGUGCCAACAGCCUUAAGAAGGCUAUUAAGCAGAUCAUAGAGCACACUGAGACAGAAGUGGACAAACAGAAUGCUCAGACAUGUGACUCUACUUCAUCACUAGCCGAAGCCAUGGUAACAGCAGCGGGGGAUGUUGUAACCAUGUCAACCAAUGACAAUAUGCUGGAAUCGGUGCCUGAAAACGCUGUACAUGGCCUAUUAGAGGAAGAAGAACCCGCUACAGACAACGAAGGGAAYCCCAUCGAGCCGUCUAGCACGACCAGCGUAAACCUUCAAGCAGUAUCCAACAUACUGUCAGCGACCCUUCCYAAGUCAAGUGAUGCACGAUUCUUAAGUCGCGGCAGCUCGUAUCCCUAUCAGUACGAACCAUCUCUUGAAGACCUGCUCACAAAGCAAAGCAGUAAACCCACYGUACAAUUCAAUACUUGUAUUAUAUCCAAAGCGUUUCUWAAGGAUAGACCAAAAGAGAGUGUAGUUGGCAUGAUGAUUGGRAAGGCUUURUUGUUGAAUGCUGAUGCWCUGUGUGCUCCGGCAACACCCAUGAUGAACACUAUAUCGGAUGUUGACGGGUACAGCGAAAGGUGUAUGAUGAAUAACUACUUUGGUAUCGGUUUGGACGCCAAAAUCAGUCUUGAAUUUCAUAAUCGACGAGAAGAACACCCUGAAAAAUAUAGAAGUCGAAAAAAGAACAUGAUUUGGUAUGGAUUUCUCGGUGGCAAGGAGUUCGUCCAAAGGACUUACAAGAACUUAGACCAGCGUGUCAAACUUGAGUGUGACGGUCACCGAAUUUCGCUACCGAGUUUGCAAGGCAUCGUGGUACUAAACAUAACGAGUUAUAUGGGAGGUGCUAACUUCUGGGGAGGUGCACGAGACGAUGGUUUUACUCARCCGUCAUUCGACGAUUCUAUGCUAGAAGUCAUUGCUGUCUUAGGCGCUCAACAAAUGGGCAUGUCUAAAGUGUUUGGAGGGAUGCAGCACCAUCGUAUAGCACAGUGUCGCGUUGUGAAAAUCACAAUAACGGGAGAACCCAUUCCAGUCCAGGUGGACGGUGAAGCGUGGAUGCAAAAUCCUGGUUACAUCAAGAUUGUACAUAAGAACAGAGCACAAAUGUUGGUUAGAGAUCGGGAUUUUGAAAAUACUYUAAAGCUAUGGACAGAUCUCCAGCAAGAGAAAAACGCUCUUACAAGUGACUUUGAGAGUGAAACACUAAAAUCGUUAGCAAUAGCCAUUCUUCCUCUAGUUCACAGUAUUGAAAUAGCAAGCGAGAAGAACCCAGCUGUCGAAAAAGAUCUAGCGGACUGGGCCAAAAGUAUCGAAAGUCUUCUGCCGGACACUAAAUCACAGGAGAAUAUCAAUCGAACCCGUGCAAUGGAUUUCCUAUCUAAUGCAAAAGCCUUCACUCAAGAGGUUUUAUGGUUUUUAAGCGAGAAGCAACAAUCCAUGGAACCACCGUUGAGCGAGGACUGCUUAAUGUCCAUCACCACCGCCUUGAACAAUUUGGAAUCAGAAUUGAUGAGGGCUGUCGAUGUGUGUGGUUUAGCGGACUUUGAGGACGAGAAUAUCGAUGAAUUGACUCGUCUGCAGUAUUAUUUGGACAACACAUCAGAUAUUUAAGGUUGCUUUAAGCCAUUUGUUAACAAUGGUAGCUACACACUUCAAGUUGCCAGCCGUUCUUAAUUUGUUCAAGAUAACAAGACCACGAAUAUUAACUCAACGUUGCUUGGGCGUAGACGGUGACCCUGAUUUCUUGGGAACACGAAUCACCGUUUUGUAAAUAAAUGGUUCUUAACAUUCGAGAAGGCACUCAAAUAAGYAUGGAAAGACAUUUUUAGACGUGGAUUAAUCACACUUUGAGAGUUUUCCGGAGCAAAWAGGCUGGACCUGUUUGCACAAGACAAUUUUGAUACAACAAUCAUGAACACUCUUAAGGACUUUUUCUAGCAAUAUACAGAACUUGAGAAUAAUUCCCUUAAAGAUUAUGAUCAAAACUAGAGAAAAUAUUAUAURAUAUGGUGCUCUUGUACAUACCGUAGGCACUAUUUAACUUGGGGUUCGUUUUACGUGAUCCGUUUGCGAUUUCUUCUCGUGAUUGUUCGUGGUCUGUUCGUGAUGUAUUCGUGAUAUGUUCGUCCGUYCGUUCGUUCGUAUAUUACAUGAUAUUGGUACCGGUAUUUAAAACUUCUUUAUUUGAAAAAAGAAACCAUUUCAAAAUGUGAAAAUAAGGAAAAGACAUCUUGCAUUCUCUUGUUGAAUGAUUUAGGUUUAUGUUUCAAUAUAUAYAACCAGAUAAAUAGUGAUUAUUAUUUGAAUAACCGAGUUACAUGAAGUAUCGCACAUUAUGUUAACAUCUCGGUACUCACCUUAGAUUAUUACAUAUAUUAAUGUGCUGUUAUUGGGUGGCUGAGCUCUUUCUGACUAACCAUCACCAGUUGCUUUGCCUUCUUGUACAUAUCAAUGAGAAUCGGUCUCGUUUUUUAUUUAAGUCUUAAAGGUCACAGUGCUGGUACUGYCCAUGUGCGAUGCUAAUUAUUGUAACUGUCAAUAUACUGUUUAUAAAUUCCAGAGAAAAAACAUAAUUAAAUCAUGAUAUGCAAUUUGAACUCUCAAGUGAAUCGAGAGAAUAUAAUGAUUAAUAAAAAUGAUUUAAAAAACAAAUAAAUUUAUAUCUGGACAAUUACAA
This is a messenger RNA of Exaiptasia diaphana, 4676 nucleotides long. Its product is annotated as diacylglycerol kinase delta. Gene Ontology annotation, molecular function: protein binding; ATP-dependent diacylglycerol kinase activity. NCBI's taxonomy places the organism in Eukaryota, Metazoa, Cnidaria, Anthozoa, Actiniaria, Aiptasiidae. Gene Ontology annotation, biological process: diacylglycerol metabolic process; lipid phosphorylation; intracellular signal transduction. The record is from RefSeq and is a predicted model, not a curated record.